AUGGGCAGGAUAAAAGUGGCUUCUGCUUCCCAUGCACCUCCUGCGGGUAUCUUAGCACCUGGAAUCACUACUAAUGUCCAAGAGAAUCUAGGCAAUCCAGUAAACCCCAUCCCACCUCAAGCCUCCAAGGCACCAGUGUAUCAAAUAGAGCCUCCAUUUGAAUUCGAAGUUGACCCGACUGUACUUAAGGUCAACAAGUUGGAGAAGCUUUUCAAGCGGGCACAAGGUGUGAACUCUAUCCCCGACAUUGAAGAUGGAUAUACCGAUUCCGCGGUAACUUUUCCAGAUCAGUUUAAAAUGCCACACAUAGAUUGGUUUGAUGGCUCUAGAGAUCCCACGGUUCAUCUGCUGUUGUUCUCAGACAUCCUGCGGUCGAUGGACCUUACUAGACUUCAAAAGCUAUCACUUUUCAGCCGCACCUUGUCAGGAAUAGCGGCUAUCUGGUAUGCAAAGCUGGAGGAUUCAGUAAAACAGAGCUGGGAGGAAAUGGCUGAGGCCUUCAUUGCACAAUACUCAUACAACACGCAAAUCAAAGUCACAACCUGUGAUCUUGAGGCAACCCAUCAGGAGCCAAAUGAAGGCUUCUUAGACUUUGUAACAAGGUGGAGGGCCAAGGCUUCGAUGAUGACUAUUAGGCCGCCAAAAAAGGAUCAAAUCAAGAUGGUGGUCCGCAAUUUGCAAAGGAAAUUAUUACGGAAGAUGACCGUUUUACCGUUGUUCACAUUUAUUGAGCUCCAUGAGAUAGAGGUUCAGAUUAAAGAUACAAUGAAACAGGGGUUGAUAACCAAUGAGAAGGAGUAG
This is a messenger RNA of Camellia sinensis, 801 nucleotides long. NCBI's taxonomy places the organism in Eukaryota, Viridiplantae, Streptophyta, Magnoliopsida, Ericales, Theaceae. The record is from RefSeq and is a predicted model, not a curated record.